This is a messenger RNA of Anopheles coustani, 659 nucleotides long. It is a transcript of the gene Rpp20, whose product is annotated as ribonuclease P protein subunit p20. The transcript has 2 exons. The record is from RefSeq and is a predicted model, not a curated record. Gene Ontology annotation, cellular component: ribonuclease MRP complex; nucleus; nucleolar ribonuclease P complex. Gene Ontology annotation, molecular function: nucleic acid binding. Bases 108 to 659 code for a protein of 183 amino acids. Lineage: Eukaryota; Metazoa; Arthropoda; Insecta; Diptera; Culicidae. Gene Ontology annotation, biological process: tRNA 5'-leader removal.
CAAAACAUUCAGUUUUCGGUGCUCGUUGCACGAAUUUCUUUGGCCGUCCUAUUAUUGCCAAUGGACGUAACUGGCCCCGUUUAGUGAAGGAUCUCUUUCGGAAUAGAAUGUCCAACGCGGUAGCUAGUGGCGAUGGAGCACCGUCAGUGAAAAAGUCUGAAGGAAAGUCUCAACGUAAGCCAAGGAAUCCUACGCAAGGUGGCGGUUCCGGAAACGGCAGCUUUAGCCGCAAACCAUCCGAUCGGCACAGCCUACACAAGCGUGUCCUACCCAAGUAUUACACCAGGGAGAACGAUAUCUACGUUACGUUCAAUUCGGACUUUACGUAUCAGUUCAAAUCCUGUCUUGACAUCCUCAACUCCCAAAUCGGCGAAGUGUUCCUGCACUGUACCGGACGUGCGAUUAAUCGUGGCAUAAAUCUUGCCCUCCGAGUGAAGUCGGAAUACCCGGAUGCGUUCGAGUACGAGGUGAACACCUCGCAGGUGGCCAUCACCGACGAUUUGCAUCCACUGUACGACGAGGACGAUUUCGCGGUGCAGCGACGCAUGAACUCCUGCCUACAUAUACGGAUAUACCGUACUGCUAUGCUAAAACACGCACCGACGAGCGAGACAUCCGUUCCGGCUAGCGAGAAAUCCGAGGAUAAGGCAGAGCGGUAA